UACUCAUCUUACCAGUUCAUCUAAUACAUACUUGGAAGGAUCAUCUAUCAGUCAGUCACUAAAAUAUCUCUACUGACAUUCUACAAUUUCAUCAUUAAUAAUAAAUACACACUAUCUAUCCUUGUAUAAUUCUUAUAAAUCAAAUAGAUUGGAUUACAAUGCUUCUCAUUUAGAGAAAAAGAAGUUGUUUUUUAUUUUUUUUGUAUUUUAAGAAAAGUAUUAACUUACUACUGAUAUUGAAAAUAGAGAGAAAAAAUAAAUAAAUAAUUGAACAAAAGGAUAUCAUAAUGCACAAAGUGGUCAACUUUCAGAAUACCGCUUAUAUUAAUCAGCCUCAUCAUCAUCAUCAUGAUCGACAACAACAACCAGAACAACACAAUGGUGAAAAUGGUGAGUUGAACAACACUCGACUGGCCUAUAUCAAUACACCAAAUAUAUAUACUACUGAUAAUCAUCGUGUAGAUACUACUAUCAAUGUUACUAACACUCCUAUAAUUACAACUACCUCUACGAGUACUACUACUAUUAAUAAUAAUAAUAGUAAUAAUACACUAGUCAAUAUCAAUUUACCCCUGGAGAUUAACACUUCAAAUAAUGAAUUAUUUUGUAAUAAUAAAGCAUUUGAGUAUACACCAUCACAGCCGUUGACUUCAUUGAAUUAUUUGAAUGAAUUCACUACUACUACAAGUCAGUGUGUUUCGUAUCCAACGAGCUCUCUUCAAAAUCAAUUACAACAGAAUACUUUCAAUUAUGAUUAUGGACAAUAUAGUAAUGAUAGUUAUUAUUCUCAACAAAUUCCAUUAACUGCAAAUAUUCAUACUACUCACAAGAAUGAUUAUAUCAGUAGUAGUAGUAGCAGUUGUGGUCGGGGUGGUGGUGGUGGUGCUGGAGGUGAUCCUACGUCAUCGUUUUCUACAUUAACUUCAGUGAAUACCAAUAUUAAUACUAGGAGGACUACAGAAACUCCUCCUCCUACAACGCCUAUUCCUAGUACUACUUCUACUAAUACUAACAAUGGCAAAAGUAGUGAUGACAAUAAUAAUACUAAUACUACUAAUAAUAAUAAUAACAGUAAUAAUAAUGGAACAAAUAAUUUCUUUUUUAAUGAAGUACAAAUUAUUUGUAUUUGUGAAACACUUCAACAACGCGGUGAUAUUGAACGAUUGGAGAUAUUUUUACAAACUUUGCCGAAAUGGAAUACACACAUUCACUAUUUAGAAUGUAUACAAGUGGCUAAAGCAAUUAUUGCAUUUCACCAUGAACAAUAUACACAAUUAUAUCAUAUUCUUGAAAGUCGUAAUUUCUCCCCAGCGUAUCAUACACGUUUACAAAAUCUAUGGUUACGUGCACAUUAUGCUGAAGAAGAGAAAUUAAAGGGGAGGACAUUAGGUGCUGUAGCUAAAUAUCGUAUAAGACGUAAAUUUCCACUUCCGCAUACAAUAUGGGAUGGUGAAGAGACAAGUUAUUGUUUUAAAGAGAAAUCACGUAAUCUCUUAAGAGAGUGGUAUCAUCAAAAUGCAUAUCCAUCGCCAAGAGAUAAACGUCAAUUGGCUGAGAUUACAGGCUUGACAAUAACACAAGUAUCGAAUUGGUUUAAAAAUCGUAGACAACGUGAUCGUGCAACAGAUACAACAACAGGGACUGUAACUCCUCCAACAAUGACUAUGACAACAUCACCACCAAUAACAGCAACAACAACAACAACAGCAGCAACGAUGAUGACGAAUUCACCGCCCACGUCAAGCAUGACACUAAUGUCUACAGGUAUACCAAUGUCUGGAGUACCGUCGUCAGCAUUAGGUUUAUCAGGCAGAGGAAUUAUUAUGCAAGCAGAUAUAAAUGAAUGCGAUUCAUGUGUUGAAUUACAUACAGAAAGGAAAAGAAGCAAUGAAACUGUGGAAAAAAUAAGCAAUGAAACAUACGGAGGAAUCGAUUCAGAAUCUGAAGGUGAUCCUAUGGCAUAUCGAUACAACACCAGUGGAAGCAACCACCUUCAUCAUCAUCCUCAUCACUAUCAGAAUGUCCGACAACUCACAUCACUGGAUUCUAUGUCAAAUCCAUUGAUUACUGACGACAGGAUAACGGAUCAUUCAAAAAUGAAUCAAUUCAUUAUAGACGAAUUAAAUACAAUGAAACAGAUGAGUAAUAAAAAUCUAUCUAGCAAUCCAAUGAACAGGCAUUACUACAAUCCCCAGCUAACGAACAAUAAUUUCCAUACACAAGGUCAACUUAGCAAUUAUUUCCGUCUCCAAGAUUUCCCAACAUUUUCACAUAAUAGUAAUAAUAUACUACUAAUAAUAAUAACAAUGGUAAUAGUUUGA
Trichobilharzia szidati is the source of this 2321-nucleotide messenger RNA. The record is from the annotation of a GenBank genome assembly. NCBI's taxonomy places the organism in Eukaryota, Metazoa, Platyhelminthes, Trematoda, Strigeidida, Schistosomatidae.